AUGGCCUCCGCGGGGUCCAAAGUGGCCGAGCUUGCAUCUAAGCUUUACGAUGCAUGCACCAGCGAGUUCGAUCCCGAUCACCUUUUCUUCCAAAACGACUUUCUCGACCUGAAAGUCAUCCCCGACAAUGAUGUCGCACUUCUGCUAGAAUGCGCUCAGAGUCUCGUCGAUCAAAAUCUGUUCCGGCUUCUCACCAAGGAUGGAAAACUAACAUGGCGACUCAUUGACCGCGAGGAUGCUGAAAAACUCCGCAAUCUCACCCCCGACGAGGCCAUGGUCUACAAUGUCAUCCACUCCACCGGACGAACAGGCAUCUGGGUCCGCCAUAUCGGAAACCGUACAAACCUGCACAAGUCCAUCCUGGACCGCUGCCUCAAAUCACUCGAAAGCAAAACCUACAUCAAAUCUCUGCACAAUGUCAAAUACCCCAGCCGCAAGAUGUACAUGCUGGCAGGCCUGGCUCCAAGCGAAGAAGUCACUGGAGGAGCCUGGUUCACCGACGGCGUUCUCGAUGCAAACUUCAUCAACAGCGUGGCCGGCUACAUCGAAUACACCGUGAGCCGAAAAAGCUGGUACGAAGUGCCCGCCUCUGAGCGGAAAAACAAACGCCUCAAGACCGCCUCCGGCAAAGCAGACGUCAAAGAGGAGAAAACUUACCUUCCCUACCCCCACGGCUACAAAGGCUACCCCACCGUGGAAAUGAUCACCGCCGCCGUCAACGAGAGCGGCAUCACACCUGUCCGCCUGGGCGAAGAGAGCGUGGUCCAACUCCUCGAAAUGCUCUGCUACGACAACAAGCUCGUCUCAAUCGGUACAGGCGAGGUCUACCGAUCUCUCAAGAGCCCAGACGCAGUCAAAGAAAAGCAAGCGCGCAAGGCGCCCGUCGAAGGCGACGACCUCGCCCUUGCAAACAAGCAUCUCGUGAAAAACGGCAUGACCGAAGCGCCCUGUGGCCAGUGUCCUGUCUUCAAACUGUGCUCGCCUGGAGGCACAGUCAGUCCCGAGACAUGCGAGUAUUUCGACCCGUGGCUGAACAGCGGACUUGGCUUCUAA
This is a messenger RNA of Penicillium soppii, 1053 nucleotides long. Its product is annotated as RPC34 RNA polymerase subunit family protein. NCBI's taxonomy places the organism in Eukaryota, Fungi, Ascomycota, Eurotiomycetes, Eurotiales, Aspergillaceae. The record is from RefSeq and is a predicted model, not a curated record. The transcript is spliced from 2 exons. The coding region runs from base 1 to 1053 and encodes 350 amino acids. Gene Ontology annotation, biological process: transcription by RNA polymerase III. Gene Ontology annotation, cellular component: RNA polymerase III complex.